This is a messenger RNA of Phytophthora infestans T30-4, 519 nucleotides long. RefSeq lists its product as uncharacterized. NCBI's taxonomy places the organism in Eukaryota, Oomycota, Peronosporomycetes, Peronosporales, Peronosporaceae. The transcript is spliced from 3 exons. Bases 10 to 273 code for a protein of 87 amino acids. The record is from RefSeq and is a predicted model, not a curated record.
GCCACAAGCAUGGCGCCCGCCUUCGCGCCGGGCAAGCCCCCGUCCUAUGCUAAGCUGGGUAAUGAGCCUGAUGACCAGGAUGACGACUACGUGGCCGAUCAACGGCGCGCACAGCAGAUCGAGCGGCACAAGCAAGACGAGAGUCUGGACGAGCUGCACUCGGCAGUCAAGCGCCUCGGAGACAUGAGCCUCAACAUUAGCACAGAGCUCGACACACAGAAUAAGAUGUUGGAUGACCUAAACGAUGAUACAGACAAGGCCAAGCAGCGCUAGAGAUCGUGACAAAAGAGACGCAAGAGCUUAUCAAGCAGUCGGGCGGAAUGAAGAACUUCAUCGUUAUAAUCGUGCUGGUGCUGAUCCUGCUGCUGCUGACGUACUUGGUGAUCAUGACAUGAGUCAGGGUGAGGUCAUUGCGAUGGGUAAUAUAUAUACGACGGCCAGUAGAGCAGGUUCUUUUGCGGACGCUCUGCAUCGACAUAGCAGGAGACGCAGGCAGGAAGAUAGGCAGGAAGUCGACAC